AUGUCCAGCUCCUCAGGCUCCAGCAGCUUCGGCUCCGGAAACCCUCGACCCAGCAACGGGUCGGGUCGUUUCGCACCAGCACGCAACAAGAAAUACAUCCUGUUUGUCGGAAACCCCGGCACCGGCAAGAGUACCAUGGCAAACUCGCUGAUCGGCCAAGUCGCCUUCCGCAGCGACGUCAGCAUCGGCACCGGCGUCACCACCCGCCUCGAUUCCCACACCAUCCGGGACGGCACCACCUUCCUCGAUACCCCUGGCUUGGACGACAUCCAGCGACGAGAGCAGGCCGCCGCGCAGAUCAAGGAAGGGCUGAUGCAGGGCGGCGAGUAUCGCAUCUUUUUCGUCCUGACCCUCGAAGGCGGCCGGGUGCGGCCAGCCGACAUUGCCACCAUGCGAACGAUCCUGAAUGCCAUCCGCGAGCCCCAGAUCCGGUACUCGAUCAUCAUCAACCAGGUCACCAAGCGCGUGCGCAUGAUGCUCGACGUCGAAGAAAACUACACCAAGCUCUUUGCCCUGAUCAACUCGGAGGAAUAUCCCACCGAGAGCAUCUUCUUCAACGACUUCGACCCCGGCCUCGUCGACCGGGCCAAUGCGCUCGUGAAUGCCAGCACCGAGCUCCGGAGUUUCAUCGAGGCCGCGCCCAGGUUCAGCAUCGAUCCGAGCCACGUCGAGAGCUUGGAUCUCCGGAAAAUCGAGGAGUAUCAGAACGAGGUCGAGGAGCUGACCAAGAACAACCAGCUUCUGCAGGAGCGAUUCGACAACAUCACCCAGCAGCUGAGCCAGCAGCAGACCAACAUGAAUACGCUUGGCACACAGCUCCGGGCCAGUCAGCAGGCACACCAGGAGCUUGCCCGUCAUCACGAACUCGAGCUGCAGUUUGCGAAUCUCCAGCUGUCCGAGCUCGCAAGCCAGCUCUCGUCUGCCAACGAAAGGGCCAGCGAGGCGCAUGAACAGGCUCGAUCGGCCCGGGUCGAGGCCCAGCGAGCAGUCAGCCGCAGCCAGUCCGUCGAGGCGGCGGCCCAGAGCCUCAGAUGGCAGCUUGAAGCCGCUUCGGAGCGCCAGUCGUAUGGCUCGCCGCAGCCCAUGUUCCGACGGCCGUUUAUUUCUCCCGAGAGACUCUACGAGCACCUUCUGCCAACGCCCAGCCCCCGCGCACCAAGCUCGCCUGGGCUUCGUUCAUUCGGCACUUCCAGUCCCUCUUGGAAUGGCUUUGGCGACGACAGCGACGACGACAGCGACGACGACGAUGGACGCUGCCAUGCCAUCAUCCGAUACGGUCCGAAUGCGGGCGAGCGCUGCAGCUUCAAAGCGAGAAGCCGCGGAUUCUGCGGCCACCAUGGCGGAUGAUCGAUCCAGUCUCGUGGUGGUGUCCG
This is a messenger RNA of Polychytrium aggregatum, 1373 nucleotides long. RefSeq lists its product as uncharacterized. The record is from RefSeq and is a predicted model, not a curated record. Gene Ontology annotation, molecular function: GTP binding. Lineage: Eukaryota; Fungi; Chytridiomycota; Chytridiomycetes; Polychytriales. The transcript has 2 exons. The coding region runs from base 1 to 1347 and encodes 448 amino acids.